GAUAGCCAAAAGAACAAAAGCUAUCUUUUUCCUGUAUCCAAUCAGCAACAUUUAAGCUUUUAUAUGUAAAAACGAUUAACUCGACGCGCCUCACAAGAAUCAAGGCAAACGCAUUCAGAUUACACACGGAUCUGAUGAGCGCGUCACUGAUGCUCGUGAGUGUUGCUGUGUCACGCGGUGUUUUGUUACUGGCUUUGCCUCAGUUUGACUCGAUAGCUAAACUUCUAAACUUUAAGGACUUUUGAAGCAGUAUUUUAAACAAAAUGAAAACUGACGUUAGGAGACACGUCGCGGGGUAAACCGCUAAAUGUGGAGUACUGCUAAGUGUACAAGAAAGGGCUGGAUUUUGGUCAGGUAACCACCUUGCAAGAAACAGCAAUAAGAGAACAUGGCGGGCAGGGGUGUAAAUGAAAACACUCCUCUUUUGGACAACUCUGCGAUUUCACCCAGAUUAGAGUCAGUGUUCCAUGGCAGGAGACUGGCAUGUGCCGCCAUACUUCUGGCAGAGUCUUUAGAGCGGAUGGCCUUUUAUGGCAUCACCUCAAACCUGGUACUCUUCCUCAACAGUAGCCCCUUCUAUUGGGAGGGCACUUUGGCCAGCCAGGCUCCAUUGCUCUUCAUGGGGGUCACUUAUUUGAUAUCACCGUUUGGAGGCUGGCUGGCGGAUGCGUUCCUUGGGAAGUUCUUAACCAUAGCGUUAAGUUUAAUCCUCUACUUGUUUGGGAUGCUGCUUUUCCCACUUGUGUCCAGUGACAACACCAGGAACUAUCUGUGUGGGGAAGAGAUGGCAUUCCCAGUACAACCAGCAGAGUGUUUUCCUGAAAACGGGACUGUGCCCGCCAAUGUUACCUGCAGCAAUCGGCAGUCCUACUGUGGGCCGGCAAUCUUCAGCGGCCUGGUGCUGGUAGCGGUUGGGGUGGGCGCUGUGAAAUCAAACAUUACUCCAUUUGGGGCGGAUCAGGUGAAAGAUCGAGGUCCAGAGGCAACACGGCGGUUCUUCAACUGGUUCUACUGGUGCAUUAAUCUGGGAGCAAUCUUCUCGCUGGGUGGAGUAGCCUACAUUCAGCAGAACAUUAGCUUCUCAAUCGGCUACAUCAUACCCACAGUCUGCCUUGCUGUGUCCCUUAUUGUCUUUGUUCUGGGCCGCACGGUUUUCAUCACAAAGCCUGCAGAUGGCAGUGCCUUCAGCGGCAUGUUUCGGAUCCUGGGCUCGGCUCUCUGCGGACGUGGCCCAGAAGAACCCAGUCUGCUCAGACCGAAGCCAACUCUCCUGGAUGGUGCCAAGGUGACAUACGGUGGCCGAUUUCCAGAAGAGAAAGUCGAGGAAGUGAAAUCUCUGGUUAAAAUACUUCCUGUUUUCCUGGCACUCAUUCCAUACUGGACUGUGUAUUUCCAGAUGCAGACCACAUAUUAUCUCCAAAGUCUUCAUCUGAGAAUACCUGGAACCGAUCCAAACUCCACAGACUCCCAUCAGCACGCCUUCCGUUUUCCUGCGGCUUGGCUGACCAUGUUUGACGCCGUGCUGAUCCUCAUGUUGAUCCCGCUCAAGGAUAAAGUGGUGGACCCCAUCCUCAAACGCAAAGGCCUGCUGCCCUCCCCUCUGAAGAGAAUUGCCGUGGGCAUGUUCUUUGUCAUGUGCUCGGCCGUGGCGGCUGGCAUUUUAGAGACGAAGAGGCUGGAUAUUGUGAACAAACAAGGUCCUAUCGAGCAGACACUCGGUGGAGUUAUAUACUAUGCAGCUGAUCUGGCCAUAUGGUGGCAGGUGCCUCAAUAUGUCCUCAUUGGUGUCAGCGAAAUUUUCGCUAGUAUUGCAGGUCUGGAGUUUGCCUACUCCGCAGCCCCGCGGUCCAUGCAGAGUGCUAUAAUGGGCCUGUUCUUCUUUUUCUCUGGCAUCGGCUCCUUUGUGGGAUCUGGACUUCUUGCUAUCGUCUCUCUGAAAGCCAUCGGCUGGAUGUCCUCACAUAAAGACUUCGGUAACAUCAAUGAGUGUACACUGAAUUACUACUUCUUCCUUCUGGCUGCCAUUCAGGGAGUCACGCUGCUCUUCUUUCUCAUUGUGUCUGUGAAGUAUGACAAACAGAAGCCCAGAGCAGGAAGCCACAGUGCCUCUCUGACCAACUCAUGACCCCAUCACAACACCAGCUCAUAGAAAACAGCCUUAAAAGAGGUAGUUCACCCAAAAUUUUAAAUUCUGUUACUAUUUACUUACUCUCAUUUUGUUCAAACGUGGAACGCAAAAGGAGAUGUUGGGCAAAAUGUUAGCAUUAGUGACCACUCACAUUAAAGGUGCUGUAAGCGAUGGAAAGGUAUACAAAAAUUGUCCUACUCCCUUAUAGAUAUUAAUAAAAAAAUAAGUGUCCUGAGACAUCUCACCGGUCUCUGUGACAGCUGUAGACUUUGUAAACUGCGGACAUGGAUGCUUUUCACCUGUCAUUAAUGUUGCUCUUUCUCAGUGCUGUAUUUGCAGCGAAUUAUUGAGGCUUACUACCAUUUUUAAGCCAUGUUGUUCAUAACAGUUGUGUGUUGAGGGCGCUAUUUUGUUGCUGUUGUUUCAAACAACCGUUUCUGCACAAUGUCUGUCUAAAUAAAGCUCAUUUGAAAUCUUUGGAGUGCGGGGUUUUGGAAUGAGGGAGUGUGGCUAAUUCAACAGCUUGGUCACAUGGAAAUAGAACAUCUGAAAUCGCUUACAGUACCUUUAAUUUCAUCUUGUGCCCAUACAAUGAAAGUGAAUGGUGACUGAGGCAAGCAGAAUGCCUAAUAUCGUUCAAAAGUCAUACAAGUUGACAAACAACAUGACUGGGAGAACAUUAUGACAUCAUUUUCAUUUUUGGGCAAACUUUACAUUUAAGACUCUUAGAAUUUUGAUAAUGAGGUAGGAUUUUAAACAUUUGACUCAGAUGUUGAACCCCACUUGUUUACAUGUAGUAUCCAUAUCUAUCAAUUUUAAAAACUCAAGACAAUUUGAGAGAAAUCAGAAAAACAAAACUCAAGUGACGGUUUGCUAAAAAUGUUUUGGUAUAAAAUGUUUUAUUUCAAUUGAUGGUGGAAAAUUACAGUAGGUUGGUUCACUCCACUGGCGAUGACACUUUCAUGAUUUGGAGAUUUUGGUUUUUGAGUAUAUUUGUACUUUUUGUUUGGGGUAUUUUCACAUUUUGAAAUUCAAUGACCUCUCUAUUGAAAGUGGUCUUGCAAUUAUUUGCAGGGGUUGUAAAAAUUAAUGUUAUUGUUUUCGAACGGAUGGGUUUGAAUAUUUAUUGAAUCUAUGAUUUCUCAUUGUGGUUUGCUGUACUGCUGUACAUACACACCUAGUCAAAUUGGAUUUAAAUGUGUCUUUUUGGGCAUGUGCUGUGGUACUUUUUAACAGUUUAAAUUAAACAAUUUUUUAACGAUUAAUCACUUCUUUAUUGCUCUCCACAUAUGCAGUUCAGGCACCAUUUGCACUGUAUGAUGAAUCUCAGGUCAGUCAGUUUCUCCAUUAAAACUACUCGGCUGUGUUUAAAUGUCUAAGACAGCAAGUAUGAUUGACUAUUUGAAAUGGUGCCUUAACACAAGGAACACAUACAAUAUUGUCAAAAUAAUCAGUGUGGUAGUUAAUUAAAACUACAAUGCCAAUGUUUUUUUAAUUAUGUAUUUUCUUUUUUACGGUUUGAUUAAAUGAGUAACUUUGGUACUAAACAUAAGGCAUUAUUAGAGUCUGCCACUGUUGUAGAUACUUUAUUAGGCAUUACUUUUCCUUUAGCUUGUUUUUAAUACAUUUGCAUCAAACGUUGUAAUGCCAAGCACUUCAGCACUCUUUAAAAUGGUUUUGCUAUGAGCACAGCAAACAAACAUCAUCAGAUAAAUAAUGUCCUCAAGGAGAAUUUGCAUAAUAUAUGCUGGUAUCAUUAUGCACAUCUUAAAUAUUAAUAUUUCCUGUGCAAAUGGAAAUAGUGUUUCUUUUUUUGGUUAAACACCUGCAUUUUGUUUGUAAUGAUUCAUGCCAUUUAUUAAACUGUACAGUGCUUUUAAAUAAGCUACAAACCUUGACGUCUGCAUGAGGAUAUUAAUGAAAUCACAUUUGCACUAAUCUCUUGUAAAAAUACAUUUAUAAUUUAAGAUUUAUAAUUACUUGGAAUCAUUCAUUUUACAUGCUGGCACAUUAAUGAUCUCUUUACAUACAUAAAAAUGUAUACCUCAGCUUCCUAAUGGUAUCAUGGUGUGGCUUUGUGCUUGAUGUAAUUUUGAUGCAAAUUUUGCAAUGACUAAACCCUUUAAUUGCUGUUUUUGUUUCUGGUAACUAAUUACGUUUGCGGUCUUAACUGGGGCAGCGCACUUAAAAUAGUAUCAACACUCCCAUUAUGUUUCUGUAUUGCAUUUAACAGGUAGUUCCUGGGGUUCGAGGUACACUUUAUCAGCAGUUAAAAAUUGUGCCUUCAAUCCCAAAAAUUGCUCCACAUACUGAUGCACUCUCAUCUUUAUCCAUUUACAUUUUGUAUUUCAAAAUGAGAAUUAGCUACCUGUAAUGAUAUAUUUCCCAGUGAAACUGUUUUGAGGAACAGUCAUUAGAGACUGAUUCUAUUAUCAAUUUGGUGAAAUAUUAAGAAUUCUAUGAACGGUUGGAUGAAAGGCCAUCAUUAAUUAUGAACCGGGCAUGCUAAAAUGUCUUAAAAAUCUUUAGGACAUUUUAUUUUUAUUGAGCUAAACCAUUUGCCUCAAAUGUUUUGUUGUUAUAAACUUAAAUAUUCCCAAAUAAUAUUUGAGUGUGUGCUGUGAAAUAUUGUGAAUUUUUGUUCUUUUUAUUUUCUUUAAUGUAGCUCAUGCUUAAAAUGGGUUUACAUUUUUUUUUACUCCAAUAAAAUGUUAUUUGACCUCUGAUGUUUGUGCACGUGUCCUC
Xyrauchen texanus (razorback sucker) is the source of this 4873-nucleotide messenger RNA. It is a transcript of the gene slc15a4, whose product is annotated as solute carrier family 15 member 4. The record is from RefSeq and is a predicted model, not a curated record. Bases 389 to 2125 code for a protein of 578 amino acids. Gene Ontology annotation, molecular function: transmembrane transporter activity. Gene Ontology annotation, cellular component: membrane. NCBI's taxonomy places the organism in Eukaryota, Metazoa, Chordata, Actinopteri, Cypriniformes, Catostomidae. Gene Ontology annotation, biological process: transmembrane transport; oligopeptide transport. The transcript has 9 exons.